Humulus lupulus (European hop) is the source of this 1872-nucleotide messenger RNA. RefSeq lists its product as uncharacterized. The transcript has 2 exons. Lineage: Eukaryota; Viridiplantae; Streptophyta; Magnoliopsida; Rosales; Cannabaceae. Bases 1 to 1872 code for a protein of 623 amino acids. Gene Ontology annotation, molecular function: catalytic activity. The record is from RefSeq and is a predicted model, not a curated record.
AUGGAUAGUAUCAACAUUAUGAGUUGGAAUGUUAGAGGGAUGAAUAAGGUGAAUAAACAGAAGUCUAUUUUGGAUGUUUGUAGGCUGAAUAAAGUUAGGAUUGGGGCUCUUCUUGAAACUAAAAUCAAGGGAGACAAGCUGAAAGACGUUAUGUUUACCAUGUUUAAUGGUUGGGAGUUCUACAGUAGUAAGGUUGUGGAAGGUAGAAUCUUGGUGAUUUGGAAUGCUAAUUUGGUGCAGCUAGAGGUGUUACAGGAGAGCGAUCAACUUCUCCACUGUCAAGUUAAAGUGUAUAAUCAGAUUUCUUACUGUAUUACUUUUGUUUAUGGUUCUAAUAAUUUGGAAAUGAGGCGCUGCUUAUGGAUGGAUUUGGAGCACUUGUCUUGGCCUAGUAAAGCUUGGAUGGUACUUGGGGAUUUCAAUGCAGUUUUUAACCCCCACGAUAGAAUGGAUGCUUGUCCUAUCACAGUGAAAGAGAUGGAGGAUGCUAGAAAUUGGUUAGAUCUGGGUUUAGUGGAAGAAAUGAAAACCAUGGGUCCGUUCUUCACUUGGUCUAAUAACCAAGAAGGUGAGGAUCGUAUUUUUUCUAAGUUGGAUAGGGUGUUUGUUAAUGAGUCUUGGCUGGAUACUCAUCCUAGUGCUUCGGCUAGAACUCAAUGGGAAAUUGGCUCUGAUCACUCAAUGAUCUUGAUUAAGCAGUUGUCAGCGAUAAGGGUGGGGGUGAAACCUUUUCGUUUUUAUAAUAUGUGGGCUGGUCAUCCUCAAUUUAGAGAGGUUGUUCUUACUAGCUGGAACCGGCCUUUGAAGUUUCCUGGCAGGGGUUUAGAUCAUAUUAGUUGGAAGUUAAAUCGUCUCAAGCAUAUUCUGAAGAGAUUUAACUGGAAGAUUAUGGGGGAUGUUUCGUGUAAUUAUGAGAGAAGCAAAUUGCUCUCCAUUGAAGACUGGGAGUCUUAUCUUGAGUUUAAGAGGCAAGAGAAGGUUUAUGCUAGCUUUAUGUAUCAAAAGAGUAAAAUAGAUUGGUUAAGGUUUGGGGAUUCCAACUCUUCUUUCUUUCAUGCCAGCAUAAAGAAAAGAAAGCUAGCUAAUAAAAUUGUUUCUUUUGUUUCUAAUGAUGGUAAAAUUGUUGAUGACUAUGAUAGAGUUACGGACCAUUUUCUGGUUCACUUCAAAAAAUUUCUGGGUUCGGCUAGUAAAGCUUCAGGGGAGAUUGAUGAUCAAGCUAUCUGGUUUGGAGCUAUCUUGAGCAGGGAGGACCAGCUGGGUUUACUUAAACCUUUUACUGUCAAAGAGGUAAAAAUAGCAAUGUUUAGCAUCAAUUCCCUUAAAAGUCUAGGUCCGGAUGGGUUUGGGGCUGGUUUUUUUAAGGCUUUAUGGAAGGAUAUUGGUUGGGAAAUUGCAGGGGCUAUUCUAGAUUUUUUCGAAUUAGAUAUUAUUCCUCACUCUUUGAACAGUACCUUAUUAUCUCUAAUUUCGAAAGUUGAGCACCCAGUAAAUGCUUCUGAGUUUAGGCCUAUUGCAUGUUGCAAUACUAUAUAUAAAUGUAUUUCAAAAAUGUUAUGCAAUAGACUUAAUAAAGUGCUUCCUGCUUUGAUAAACCGAAAUCAAGGGGCUUUUAUUAAGAAUCGCCUUCUUGCUCAUAAUGUUCUUAUCCUCCAAGAUUUGCUUAAAGGUUAUAAUAGGAGAAAUAUUUCUCCUCGUUGUCUAAUGAAGAUUGAUAUAAGCAAAGCUUAUGACUCAAUUGACUGGAAAUUUUUGGAAAAUCUCCUUAAUGCAUUGUGCUUUCCGAAGAGGUUUAUAAGAUGGAUUAUGGUUUGUCUCAGGGGUUCUUCUUAUGCCUUGGUUUUGAAUGGUAGUAUUCAGGGGCGUUUUUAA